AGUAGUCUCCAAAUUGACCAAUGAGAUUUUCGUUAACAAAACAGUUUUGCCGCGAGAUGUAAACACAAAGCCGAGAAUGAAUAUGAACAAAAUAUAUCUAUAAAAGAUGAAUCUUGAACUUUUGGAAUCAUUUGGGCAGAAUUAUCCAGAAGAUUUUGAUGGCACUUUGGACUGUAUCAGUAUAGCCAUAACCUGUGCCUUCAAUCGACAAGGAACACUACUAGCCGUAGGCUGUAAUGAUGGAAGGAUAGUUAUUUGGGACUUCUUAACCCGAGGAAUCGCAAAGAUAAUCAGUGCCCAUGUCCAUCCUGUGUGUAGUUUAAGUUGGAGUCGAAAUGGUAAGAAAUUGCUGAGUGCAGCAACAGACAACACAGCCUCAAUAUGGGAUAUUGUUACGGCGGAGUGUGACAAAAGCUUCCGAUUCCCGUCUCCCAUCCUUAAAGUUCAAUUUCAUCCACGAGACAGUAAACAGUUUCUCGUUUGUCCGAUGAAACACCCUGCUGUUUUGAUGAACAUUAGUGGAGAGCAUAGAGUUGUUCCACUUGAUGAUGAUUCUGAUCUGAACAUUGUUGCCUCCUACGACAGACGAGGGAAACACAUCUACACAGGGAAUGCCAAGGGCAGGAUCCUGGUGUUCACCAGUACAGACCUGGAGCUGAAGGCCUCGUUCAGAGUAACCACGGGAACCCUUAACACCACAGCCAUCAAAUCCAUUGAGUUCGCUAGGAGAGGGGAUUGUUUCUUAGUUAACUCAGCUGACCGUAUCAUUCGAGUUUACGAGAGUGGCGAGGUGUUGGCCUGUAGUAAAGACGGAGAGCCCGAGCCCAUCCAGAAAUUACAGGACCUUGUCAACAAGUUGCUGUGGAAGAAGUGUUGUUUCUCUGGAGACGGGGAGUUCAUCGUGGCUGGGUCGGCCCGCCAGCACUCCCUCUACAUCUGGGAAAAAAGCGUUGGAAACCUGGUCAAGAUCCUCCACGGAACAAAGGGGGAGCUGCUGCUGGAUGUUGUGUGGCAUCCAGUUCGACCAAUUAUAGCAUCCAUUUCAAGUGGUUUGGUGUCCAUAUGGGCACAGAAUCAAGUGGAAAACUGGAGUGCGUUUGCUCCGGAUUUCAAGGAGCUGGAUGAGAAUGUGGAGUAUGAAGAGAGGGAAUCGGAGUUUGACAUUGAGGAUGAGGACAAAGAGAAGGAGGAGACUAAAGGUAUGGAGGAAGAGGAUUCAGAGGUGGAUGUGACCACUAUUGAACCCAUACAGGCAUUUGUGAGCAGUGAUGAGGAUGAAGAGGACCAGGAUGCUGUACUUUACCUUCCUGUUUCACCUGACAUUGAGGAGCCUGAGGAGUCAGCCUGGGCUAUUCCUCCCGAGGUGACUGAAGAAACUCAGACUCAAGAGAAAAAGCGGAGUCAGCCCCAUACAGACAAUACCCCCUCCCCCAAGAAAAAGAAAGUCAAAACCUACGAAGUGGAUCUCCCAGAUGCCCCCAUAGAUGAAAUUCACCCCCUGUUAAAUGUGAAGAAACCAAAUGAAAAGGGACAGAAGAAGUCAAGUCGUCCAAAGCAGGCCAAAUCUUCCAAGCCGGACAAAUCCAAGAGCAAGGGCCGUUUAGACGACAUGUACGGAGCAGCUUCUUUCUCCUGGUCAUGAGAUUUUUCAAGAAGGGACAAGACACAUGUUCAGCAAACUGAGGCAGCCAUAUUAGAAAGUUUAUCUACAUUGUAUUUAAUAUAUCAAGCAUCAAUCAGGCAUAAAUACAGAUCAUGUUCAUGUUACUCUGUAGCUGUUAACUUUAUACACUGCAUGUACAUGUAGUGAAACAUACUGAAAAUAAAGUUCUCAUGCUUUUA
Magallana angulata is the source of this 1842-nucleotide messenger RNA. RefSeq names its product retinoblastoma-binding protein 5-like. The record is from RefSeq and is a predicted model, not a curated record. NCBI's taxonomy places the organism in Eukaryota, Metazoa, Mollusca, Bivalvia, Ostreida, Ostreidae. Gene Ontology annotation, molecular function: protein binding. Bases 107 to 1642 code for a protein of 511 amino acids. Gene Ontology annotation, cellular component: Set1C/COMPASS complex. The transcript has 17 exons.